Vigna unguiculata (cowpea) is the source of this 666-nucleotide messenger RNA. RefSeq lists its product as uncharacterized. The record is from RefSeq and is a predicted model, not a curated record. Lineage: Eukaryota; Viridiplantae; Streptophyta; Magnoliopsida; Fabales; Fabaceae.
UGGAAUAUAAUCUCAACCUUUAAAUGCUCAACAAAAACCUUAAAACUAUAAGGUGGUGGUGUCAUUGUGUGAAAGGGAGAGAAAAAUGCAGAAGAACAACGACGUUAGAGGAACAGAGAAUUUUGUUGUUAUUCAAAUAAGAGGAGCAACUGAAGAAGCGUCGUUUGAAGAAACACCUCAACCUCCUCCUCCUCCUCCUCCUCCCAAGUUCAACAACCUCUCUGCGAUGAAGCUCUUUCAACGCUUCCGCAAGAUCUUCAUGCGCCUUGUUUUCUCGCUACCUUCUCGUCGCUCCAACGAUUCGAAGCACAAAGUCUCCGACCGGUUCGAACCGCCCAAGACUUCAUGCAGUUCCUACUAUUCCUCUUACUCGCAUUACAACGAGGCCAUUGCGGAUUGCAUCGAGUUUUUCAACAAGUCGGCACAAGAUGGCAUUUUCGACGGUCGAAAAUCUGAUGUUGUCUGAGACUCUCAUCACACAACCUUUGAUUAAUGUUCUGUACCUCAGCUAUGUCGCCAUCACACGUACGAUUUUUUUUUUCUUAUGCAUAGUGAUUGAUGAUGUAUAUGUAUAUGAGAGAGCAUUAUUGCAUUUUGCAUAAUGGAGUUACUUCGAUUCCUUGGCUUCUAUUUUACUUGUUGAUAUUUCAAUUGUGUUGGGUGGUA